AUGAAUCCUCCAGCCCUCGAGGAGGAAGAAACGCUUCUUGGAACGAGAGAUGGUGAGGUGGCUUGCCCUCAUUGUUCCCAUCCACCUAAGCAGAGAUCUGUCUUCCAACGCACCCUACCCUUAGCAUUGCCGUGGUGUCUCGUCACAAUUCUUCUCAUCCUGCUCGUUACACCCAGGCUCUGGCUGCCCGAACAACAUCCCGAACUUCUUCUCUAUUCACCGGUGAACCCCCUAGUGGAGUACGAGACCCGCACCUUCUACCGCAGCCGCGGGGACGACAAAUCCCCCUUCCAAGGCUGGCCCGAUGAUGAGAAAGACCGACUCUGGCUCGAGUCCUACCACUCUGGCCUGUUCACAUACGUGGACCGGGAAGCGGCCAUGCAGCUCCCCAAUGUAACCUCUCGCGUCGCCGAACCCGGGCUCGAAGACCAGUACAUGGUCGUCCUCGAUGUCUUUCACCAGUUACAUUGCCUGAACUUCAUUCGCCAGGCCUUUUAUCCAGAGCGCUACGGCCGGAGCAUGUAUCACAAAGACGGAACGCUGGAUUACUGUACAUGGCUCCACAUAGAUCACUGUAUCGAUCAAGUCCGCCAGUCCCUCAUGUGCUCGGCCGACAUCUCAAUUAUCCCGGUGCAGUGGAAUGACGCCACCAAGAGCAUGCGACCUCGGGUGGACACCAUUCAUACCUGUAAGAAGUAUGACCAAUUGCUUGAGUGGACGAUUGGGAGGAAUCUGAGCGAUUUUCGCGGGGCGGCGCUAGUCGUGGAGGAUGAGGUGGGGGGGUUGCGCAUUGAGGACUAUCUGGAGGACAAGGCAACCGGGAAGAUCCAAGUCGCAGAGUCCGAGUGUCACGCUAUCUAG
This is a messenger RNA of Aspergillus uvarum CBS 121591, 861 nucleotides long. RefSeq names its product oxidase ustYa family protein. The transcript has 5 exons. The coding region runs from base 1 to 861 and encodes 286 amino acids. NCBI's taxonomy places the organism in Eukaryota, Fungi, Ascomycota, Eurotiomycetes, Eurotiales, Aspergillaceae. Gene Ontology annotation, biological process: mycotoxin biosynthetic process. The record is from RefSeq and is a predicted model, not a curated record.